Molecule: messenger RNA, 3426 nt
Organism: Magnusiomyces paraingens
Lineage: Eukaryota; Fungi; Ascomycota; Dipodascomycetes; Dipodascales; Dipodascaceae
Exons: 2
Coding region: 1-3426 (1141 amino acids)
Cellular component (GO): nucleus; ribonucleoprotein complex; cytosol
Molecular function (GO): mRNA 3'-UTR binding; poly(A) binding; poly(U) RNA binding
Source: RefSeq, a predicted model, not a curated record
AUGACUACUAUACAGUAUUCAGACCCUUCGAUCUCCGGCUCUACUACACCGGCACUCCCAAAAACCCCAGUCUUGGGACCUACCGAUGCAGAGCUUUUGUAUUUGCAAACUUCCCCUUUAUCAUCUGGAACUGUUACACACCCAAACUCUGCCAAUGGAGUUGCAGUUAAAGCAGAUGGCGAUAUUAAUAAAGCAAUUGCAGCAGCUACUACGAUGAUUACUACGACUACUGUUGGAGCUAGUGCUACCACUGAUACAGAAUAUGACGAUGAUGAUAUGCCUCUUUUUUCACUAGGCAAUAGAUCAGUCACUGUGGCUACUUCUCGUUCGUCUCAAAAAUCCAUGGAAGAUGCUCCAACCUCCGAUACAUUAGUGGCAAGCCCUGGUGUAGACCGGAAGAUGUGUCUAACCAAGGAUGAUUUUGUUUCGGUUCAUGCCCUAAGCCAAGAAGAUUUGGUAGAUGGGAAAAAAGAAGAUGAUGAUGAAGAUGAAGAAGAGAAAAAUGUUGAGUGUACCACCAAUGAUGAUACCAAUUCAAAGGACACUUGCAUCACAAGUCCAAAGUUGUCGUCUUUUGGUACUUACCCCCUUUAUGUCGGAGACCUCCAUCCAGAUGUGACAGAAGCCUUGUUGUACUCUGUCUUUGGUGUGUGUGGUUCCAUUUCGUCUGUUCGAAUUUGCCGAGAUGCUAUGACUCAAGCAUCUCUGGGCUAUGCCUAUGUUAAUUUCCAAACCAAGGAGGCUGGUAACGCUUGCUCAAAGGCACUUAAAGACCUUAAUUAUAGUAAGAUUUUGACACGCGAGUGCCGCAUUAUGCCUGCAAUUAACCGCAGCGAAACCCAACACUUGCCACCAGGAUCCAACAUUUACGUCUAUCACUUGCAUCCUAGCAUUGAAUCAAAAGCUCUUUAUGAUCGGUUUUCACAGUAUGGUAAGGUUGUCUCGUGCAAAGUGGUGCGCAAUGUGCACACUGGCCAAUCCAUGUGCCGGGGAUAUGUGCAGUUUGGCACAAGAAAGGAAGCCGACGAUGCAAUUGCUGCAGAAAAUGGGAAAUUGUUUUGUGGCGGUGAGAUUCGUGUUGAUAGCUUUUUGUCGCGUGAAGAACGGCUCUCUACAUUUACUUCAAAGAAGGCACCAGCUGGGAUUUUAAAUGUUUGUGGUAUUUCACCUCAUUGCACCGAGGCUGAGCUCAAGAAGGUAUUUGGUAUGUUUGGAUCCAUUCACUCUGUUUACUUUACGCUGAAUUUCAAUCCUCGGUUUGUGAGUAGCGGUGGUGGUUAUGCCAUUAAUGGAGGGACUGGAUGGGGGUACGUGAAUUACUAUGAGGCGAGCGCGGCUCGUGUUGCACGGUCGGUGUUGAAUGAGGUUAUUUUGAAGGGUGUUAAGCUGUCUGUUAUGGAACGUCAUGAUGCUGGGUUUCAUUCUGAUGAGCCGUUGCAAUUUACAGUUGUUGUGCGGACAUUUGACAAGACAAUUGUGAUGGAGAACAUUGAAGAUAUGGUGAAGGACUCUGUGCCAUUGAUUGAGAUUUCGUCCGCCAGCUUUAAGGUGUAUUCUCGGAUAGAAGGAGCUAGUGUGCAAUGUGCCACGAUUACUGCGCUGUCUUUUGACGAGAGCGAGGCUAUUAUUUCUGGAAUUAAUGCGCCUUCAAGUCCAUGGCGAAGCUUGGUUGCGUGUCAUGCAGGGCAAGAGGCAAUUAAGUUUCGGCCACGCUAUGGGUAUUAUUACAAGCAUGACGAAGAGCUUGGUGGUGGUGGUAUCAAUGGUGGUGACGAAGGCCGACCAGUUCGUGGGGUAAGAUUUGGACGACAACAGCAGUAUCAGCAAAAUCAGCAGCAGGUUGUGCAACAACAACAGCAGAGACGGUUUGAUGAUGGUAACAACAGUGGCAGCAGCAGCAGCAUUAAUAAUAACAAUGGUAACAAUAAUAGUAACAAUUACCAUCGCAACGGGAGUAUUGGUCGGCGGGAUUAUUAUUCACGCCGUGGUCACUAUGGCGACAAUCAUAAUCAUCAUAACCAGCAUCAUCGGAAUUGGCGCAAUAAGAAUGAUGAUGGUCGUCAACAACAGCAGCAACAGCAGCAACAGCAGGCUUCAACAAAAGAUGAACUAGAAGAUGGCCAACCACCUCCAACUAACCGGCCUGUGUCGUUGCCACCCAAGCCUCGAGAAGAAUUGGUGGCAGCAUCUAGUGUUUGUGCAACAAUUGUUGAAACUGCUGAUGGAUUUGUUGAAGGAGAAGUUGGGCCACCCAAGGGUCCAGCAGCUCAGCAGACCAAUAGUGUCGUUGCUGCUAAUACAAGCACUGGGUUAAUUCCAACUCCAGUUUAUGGAGGAGAUGCAGGAUAUUUUGGAGGAUGGCCAAUUGUUGAUGGUGGAGUUGGAGCGGGAGCAGCUGCUGCUGCUGCUGUUGCUGCAGCGGCGGCAGCCACGACGAGUGCCUAUUAUGGGCAGUAUGCGGCCAUGUACCCCCAUCCCCAUCAUCACCACCAUGGGUAUGCGGCUUAUUAUCAGUACCCGACUCAGGAGGCCUAUAUUGGGUUUCCCAUGGGCAAUAGUGGUGGUGGUGGCGUCGCCGGGGGAAGCGGCGGUGACGGAAACGGCAACGGCAAUGGUGGUGGAAGUGGAAGUGGAAGUGGGGUUGUUUGUAGUGGUGGGACCACAGCCGUGGGAGGAAAUGACAUCACUGGAAAUGCUUGUGAUGGUGGUGGUGGGUACAUUGGUGGUGGAAGCCAUCAGGCACUGAUGAUGACGCAACUUGGACAACGUUAUCAUCAUCAUUAUCAGCAGCAGCAGCAACAGCAACAGCAAGCUAAUGUGAGUGUGAGUGUGAGUGUGAGUGGAAAUGGAAAUGGAAAUCGGAUUAGUGAUGAAGCAAGCACGGAAGGAAACGGGCAAAAGGAAGAAGAUGAUGAUGGUCAUUGUGGUGAAGAAGCAGAAGAUGAUGAAGAUAAUGAAGAAGAAGAACAAGAAGAAGAAGAGGGUGAGAGGCAAUUGGAGGAGGACCCAGAAGAGGAAGAAGAUGAUGGAUGUGCUGAAGAAGGUAAAGGAAAAGGAAGAUUAAGAGUAAGAGGUGGAUUUUGUGGGAAUGGCAGCAAAGGAAUAAUGAUGAUGAUGCAGGGGCAUCAAAGACAUUACCAGCAAGGGCAGCAGUAUUAUGGUGGUGGUCGAAGAGGAAGUUGGAAAAGAGAGGAGGUAAUUUCUGACGAGAAGAUUCCCCGAGAGCCCAAGGUUGCAGGAGGAGGAGGAGGACGAUAUUACCAUAAUAAUCAUCACCAACAUAAUCAUCAUUAUCAUCAUCAUCAUCAUCAUCGUCAAUAUGAGAAGCGGCGUGGUCGUGGAGGUGGAGGUGGAAGUGGAAGUGGAAGUGUAGAAGGAGCAGGAGUAGUGGCAGUCAUGUCUACGGGAUCGACUGCUGGUGGUUGA